GUCGCAAAUUCCCUUUAAUUAACAAAAAAAAAAGUUUACGAUUUCCAUUAGACCCAGAGUGUUGUGACUUUUGAGAGCCCUUUUUCAUCUCUUGUGCAACCAACCUAUCGACAGUUUCACCUUCUGGGUAACAGGGAUUCUUCCCAUGGCGUUCGAAGCAUUUCCUCCUUUAAUCGCUGCUCAGCUUCACUACUUACUCAACCACUCUCCCGAUUCCAUCAAGAUCGAAAAUGUGCGGUCGGGUAACAGGUUCAAUCCCAGAAUCCUCGAUCGUUUUACUUUGGUCAUACCGUAUUGUCUGGACACGAUCAAAUGGGAUGUUAUUUACAAUUCAGAGUAUCCAGCAGCUCCUCCUGAUUUCAUAUUUGGGCCAGACGAUGAGGAUUUUAUGCCUUGUAGCAGCAGCACUGUUGAUUCAUUACUAGACAAGGCUUUGUCUGAGUGGAACAACCAGGACUCGACACUCCUACUUGUUCUCAUUCAAGGAUUGAGGGAUCAAUAUGUGGCCUACCAACGAAAGCGAGUGGGUCAAGUUGAUGAUGAUCGUGUCAAGUUUGAAAUUAGCACGGUUAUAACUCGCAAGGGAAUUGAAAUGCAAAUGACUUCAGGAGCUGACAAGCCAGAGGAAGUCAAGUUUGCAGUACCUCUUGUGAUGGAUAUGAGCAUAAACAAACUUCUUGUUGGGUGCCCCUGGAAGAAUGAGCAGAAAAUUUAUCUUCAGGUGGUAUACCCGAUUCUUCGAAAGUAUGAAUCAGCACCUUCGUCACCUCGUCUGAAAUUAGUAUCAUCUUCUGAUUUAAAAGCGCUUUUCUCUGUUGAGGAUGUUAAACUUCCUCCAUGGAUGGAUGGGAUGUGCUUAGCUGAAUAUCUUCCCCAUCUCGAAGAAACCCUUGAGAGACAAAUCCUGGAAGCUGUUUCUGCAAUUGCUUUAAGGAGGAGUUUUGUUGAGGCAUUGACUCUUUUUCUUGGAAGACCUCUUGAAGCGGAUCCUACCUUUUGCCGUAAGGCAUCUUUCCUUGCUGCCUCGGGACCAUUUCCAUUCGUGGUUCACUUCUUCUUUCCAACUCAAUUUCCAAAGCAGCAACCAGCUCUAAUGCUCCAAAGUUGCCAGCAUUUAAACCAAUUGAGCGAGCCGGUAAAAUUAAACCUCCUCACCGACUACCCAUGGAGUCCUAGGUGGGAAGUGGGGCGCAUGGCUGAACGAUUGUGUGACUUCCUAACCGAUGAAGCUGUCAACUUCAAAAAAUACUGUAACGAAGCUCUGCUCCAACAUUAGAGUCUCUAAACUGAGCUCCUUUUUUCUCUUAGAAUGUUAUGUUAUAUUUCUCCUGUUAUGUUAAGUUUAGUGGAAUCCUUUUUGUACUUUCAUGAAAAUAUUGAAUGACAACUGAAACCGUUUCUUCUCAA
Raphanus sativus (radish) is the source of this 1407-nucleotide messenger RNA. RefSeq lists its product as uncharacterized. The record is from RefSeq and is a predicted model, not a curated record. Bases 146 to 1276 code for a protein of 376 amino acids. NCBI's taxonomy places the organism in Eukaryota, Viridiplantae, Streptophyta, Magnoliopsida, Brassicales, Brassicaceae. The transcript is spliced from 13 exons. Gene Ontology annotation, biological process: double-strand break repair. Gene Ontology annotation, cellular component: BRISC complex; BRCA1-A complex.